AUGCACCGGAUUCACUCGUGGGCGAAAGCUCACGCGUCUUCUCGCGGCCUGACAGAUCAGUCCUCCCAACAGGCCGCCGAACCUACCGAAAAACCUCCUCCUGAAAAUGGACAAGUGAAUGUCCCCGUGGAGGACCCUACUACAGGGUCCGACACAGAACCAAACUCAAAGCCGGGUCUUCUGAUUCGUAUGCGAAAUGGAUCCGGCCGGUUUUACAACCACACCAAGGAUGCUCUGUGCCACAGUUGGGUAAAUGUGCUGCUGAUCUUCGUGCCGGUCGGCAUCGCCGUCGAGGCCGUGGGCCUCAACCCAGCCAUCAUCUUUGCAAUGAAUGCUGUGGCUAUCAUCCCUCUGGCAGGACUGCUCAGUCAUGCUACAGAGAGUGUCGCCAGCCGUCUUGGUGAUACAAUCGGAGCUCUGAUCAACGUGACCUUCGGAAACGCAGUAGAAUUGAUCAUCUUCAUUAUCGCCCUGGUCAAGAAUGAAAUUCGCAUCGUCCAAGCUUCCCUGCUUGGUUCUAUUCUGGCAAACUUGCUGUUGAUCAUGGGCAUGGCGUUCUUGUCUGGUGGUCUCCGCUUCCAGGAACAGAUCUACAACAGCACUGUGACCCAAAUGAGUGCUUGUCUUCUCAGUUUGAGUGUGAUGAGUCUUCUCUUGCCAACUGCUUUCCACGCAUCGUGGUCAGACAGCGGUGAUGCCGACCACGAGACCCUCAAGGUCAGCCGAGGCACUAGUGUUGUUCUGCUAUUGGUGUAUAUUCUGUACAUUGUCUUCCAGCUGAAGUCCCAUUCAUAUCUCUACGCUAGUAUUCCUCAGGCUAUCAUUGACGAGGAAUCCCACCCCGGUGUGCUUGCAGAGUUCAUGAAUAGCUCUUCGGAAUCUUCGUCUAGCUCCAGUGAUGAAUCAGAUGACACUACGACGUCAUGGACUACCGCCAAGCGUAUCAAGAGGGCCAUGAAAUAUCGCAGACAUCGUAAGUCGAGCACCAGCUCCAAGGGUACCACCUCUCGCGAGUCAUUCAAGAAAAAGGCAAUGGCAUCCACCUCCAAUGAAAACCAAAGCUCCAUUGGCAACUCGAUUGCCAGCAACGAACAUGCUCUUGACAUUGGCGACGAAGCCCACUAUGAUGCCGACAACGACGUGCAGGAAUCUGCCAUUCGCUCUCGUGACUUUGGUAUCGCUCUUGACCGCAUGGAUAGCGGAGGAAGCCAAAAGUCCAAGCGUGACCGCAAGAAGCGCAGGGCACUCAAGGAACAGCGCAAGGCCGAGAGGAAAGCCGAGCGGAAAGCGCAGAAAGAAGCCUCCCACAGUAAUUCCACGGAGCCCCAGCGGACCAUGAAGGACUUCUCGUCUGCUCCUACGUUUGCUGGCGUUGAAGGCGUUGGAGAGGAUCCUCAAAAGCGUCGUUCUCCCUUCGGUCCGAUCCCCUCUCUGCUUUCCAACACUGUUUUCAGCUCUCAGUCGCCGGCCAUGUCCCCUCGUACUGGGCCUGUCCGCCCUGGUCUGUCUCGCAGUAACUCGCUUCCUGCUCACAUCAACCGUCCUCCGCCGGCCGGCAACGCGGUUCAAUUUGCCCGUGGUGCCUCUCGUCUCACUGAUCCGGUUGAAGCUCCCGCGCCGGACGCAACAGCCAAGCCUCAGGAACCUGAAAUGUCCAGGACUGCAGCCGUCGUCAUGCUUCUGUUGUCUACCGGCUUGGUUGCUGUUUGUGCUGAGUUCUUGGUUGAUGCUAUUCCCGAGAUGAUUGCCAGCUCUAAUGUCAGCGAGGCCUUUAUUGGUCUCAUUAUUCUGCCGAUCGUGGGCAAUGCAGCUGAACACGUUACCGCUGUCAGUGUCGCAACCAAGAACAAGAUGGACUUGUCAAUCGGUGUUUCGGUUGGUAGCAGUAUUCAAAUUGCUAUCUUCGUCACUCCCCUGGUCGUUAUACUUGGAUGGUGUAUGGACAAAGACAUGUCUCUCUACUUCACCCUGUUUGAGACCAUCUGUCUGUUUGUCACUACCUUUGUGGUCAACUUCCUUGUUCUGGAUGGCCGAAGCAACUACCUCGAAGGUGUGUUGCUGGUGGCCGCUUAUAUCAUUAUUGCCCUGUCUGCUUUCUUCUACCCAGACAGUGAUGCCGCUAGUACAAUCGCCGGCUAG
Messenger RNA from Penicillium antarcticum, 2139 nucleotides. RefSeq lists its product as uncharacterized. Gene Ontology annotation, cellular component: fungal-type vacuole membrane. The coding region runs from base 1 to 2139 and encodes 712 amino acids. The transcript is spliced from 4 exons. Lineage: Eukaryota; Fungi; Ascomycota; Eurotiomycetes; Eurotiales; Aspergillaceae. The record is from RefSeq and is a predicted model, not a curated record. Gene Ontology annotation, biological process: calcium ion transmembrane transport; intracellular calcium ion homeostasis. Gene Ontology annotation, molecular function: calcium:proton antiporter activity.